GCAUAAUAUGACAGAUACGUAGUUGCACGCUGUAAGCAGAUUAGAGCACAUUAGAGGCAGCUCCUGCCGGCUAGCCUUGGUUUGAUCGUUGGCCGCGGCCUUAUCCCCGCAGCGCUACUAGUAUUCACCCACCACGGCACGAGUACCUGGCUGUACUCAGAAUUCACCUGGAGAUGCUCAUCCGUCUGCAGACGACCUCGCGCGAGGAUGCUGCCUAAGAAGUCCUCCGUUCUCUUCUCGUCUUACGCCAACGUCUUCACGCCCCUCUAUUCCUCCCACGCCUCACCGCACUCAUGUCGUCAUACAUCGCCGAGUUCGCAGCACACGACACCACGCCGACCAUACGCAACACACGCCGACAGCAAUGAAGCCGACCUACUCAGCUGGCCUGAGGCUAACCGCCCGCAUUCAACGCCCACACCAUAUCAAAUUUUGAACUGCAAGAAAGGCGAUCCAUAUAAGAAGAACCGCUACUAUGCCCUCGUCAAACUCUACCACCCGGACCGCUGCCGACCAGGCUCCUCCACAUACACGCUCCCUCCAGCCGUCCGCCUGGAACGUUACCGCAUGCUCGUCACAGCUCACAACAUCCUCUCCGACGUCGAAAAGCGUAAAGCGUACGAUGCCUGGGGCGCCGGCUGGGCAGGCCAUCACCGCACCCCAACGUCAAGUGGGCACUCACACAACCCGUACGACUGGGAAUUCGACCGCAAGCGUUGGAACACGGAUCCGCGCUCGAACGCAACAUGGGAAGAUUGGGAGCGGUGGUACGGCGAGAACGACUCUUCUCACCCACAGAAAGAUCGCGUGGUGCAGAUGAGCAACUUCACCUUCAUAUCGCUGAUCUUUGCGUUUGUGGCGAUUGGCGGUGUGAUGCAGGGAACGCGGUUUAGUGGGUUUCACAACAGUGUUGUGGAGAGAAGAGAUCAAAUCCAUCGCGAGGCUAGUGGUGUGUAUCAGCGCAGUCGACAUGCUUCAAUGAGUGGCGACCGAGAUGAGAGGAUACGCACGUUCUUGGAGCACAGGGAGGCAAAUUUGGCGGGCGAAGAGAGUUAUCACCGACUUCUGCCGCCAAAUGAUACUUGUGCGCCGAACGAGAUUCGGCGGCAUGGAGAGUAGAGUACUUUGAAAGUUACAGGCGCAUUUAGGCGUUGGGAGGCAUGUUGUAUAUAUCAGUCGGAUUGGCGUACAUACCUGGGCAUCUAGUUAUCAUGAGUUUGGUCUUUCAGGACCUGAGCAUGCCUUGCAGCUCCCAUCACGAUAAUACCGAAUCAAAUAUUCUAAAUUUACAAAA
Molecule: messenger RNA, 1294 nt
Organism: Didymella exigua CBS 183.55
Lineage: Eukaryota; Fungi; Ascomycota; Dothideomycetes; Pleosporales; Didymellaceae
Exons: 1
Coding region: 208-1119 (303 amino acids)
Source: RefSeq, a predicted model, not a curated record